Penicillium alfredii is the source of this 2850-nucleotide messenger RNA. RefSeq lists its product as uncharacterized. The transcript is spliced from 4 exons. The record is from RefSeq and is a predicted model, not a curated record. Gene Ontology annotation, biological process: mismatch repair; nucleotide-excision repair. Bases 1 to 2850 code for a protein of 949 amino acids. Lineage: Eukaryota; Fungi; Ascomycota; Eurotiomycetes; Eurotiales; Aspergillaceae. Gene Ontology annotation, molecular function: single-stranded DNA binding; damaged DNA binding. Gene Ontology annotation, cellular component: nucleotide-excision repair factor 2 complex; cytoplasm; XPC complex.
AUGGUGCGCCGUACCCUAGCGCGCUCCUCGAGGGGACGGGGAUCGCGGCACAACCAGCUCAAGCGCGAGCGAGUAAGAGAUGACUCAGUCCCAGAGGUCUACCAAGAGAUGCUAGAAGAGGCAGAAGCUCGUGAUCCUGGGCAGUUUGCCCCGGACAGACCCAUUAAGAGACGGCGAGUUGGAGACAUGAAGGCAAUCCCGGUGGAAUCCCAGCCGCUGGACCAAGGCAGUGUCUCGGGCCAUGCUGGCAAUAAUGAUGCCCAGCAGGUGCAGACUGUCUAUGACACCACUACUACAGAUGAAUCUGAUGUUGAGUGGGAAGAUGUCGAUAUUCAGCACUCUGCACCCACCAUGCUGGGUACCCCUGCGUCCCAGGCUGGUGGGGAAACGCUACAGAUUACCCUUGAUCAAGAACCCGAGAAGCGAAAAAGGACGGCCCAGAGAAGGAAGCCGGUGACAGCAGCAGAGAGGAAAGUGAGAUUAGAAGUCCAUAAAACCCAUCUCCUUUGCCUCUUGGGCCAUGUCCACCUUCGCAAUCUGUGGUGCAACGAUGAGGAUUUACAGGCUUUUUUGAAGAGAAUGCUGCCCAAGAGAAUCCUCACGCUGCUAAUCCCAGAAGAGGAUAAACCGCAGUAUAUCAGGUCCACAACAUUUGUUGAUGGCCUCAAUCAAGCCGGCGACAUCUUCAGUCGCAGGUUUCGGGUGACCAAGCCAGGCAUGAAGCGUGCACACUGGGCUGAUGAUCAAGACCAGCUGAAACAGAGAACGGAGGCAAUAAUGUCCAAUGCCGAAGUCUUCCUGUCGAAAGAGGACUUUCGGAUGCAGGCCAAGGCAAUGAAUGGCUCUCGAGAUUUCGGGGCCCAGUUAUUCUGCGCUUUGUUGCGAUCUGCUGCCGUGGAGGCAAGGCUUGUUUGUUCAUUGCAACCAUUGCCAUUUUCUGGGACGGUCAAAGACAUGACGCCAUCCAAGGCAAAACCUGGGCCCAUUGUUAUCUCUUCUGAUGACCAUGAUACUUCCACAGAUGAACGGCAAAAGCCCGCGGAUUCUCCCACGCCGUCAAGGAUUCGACGGAUCGGGCGGCCUGAAUUUGCUCCUGCGCGCCCUCCCCCCACAUCUCCGCGCCCAGGCCCCCGUCCGACCCCUCAAGAAUCAUUGUACCCUGUGCUUUGGGUAGAGGCCUUUAACGAGGCUGUACAGAAAUGGGUUGCAAUCGAUCCUGUCGUGACCAAGUCCCUGGCCAAACCCUCUAAAUUCGAGCCGCCUGCCAGUGAUCCAUACAAUCAAAUGAACUAUGUGGUUGCAUUUGAAGACGAUGCCUCUGCCAGAGAUGUUACCCGACGCUAUGCAAAGGCAUUCAAUGCGAAAACGCGCAAGCUACGUGUCGAAUCGACACGAAACGGGGAGGCAUGGUGGGACAAAGCCCUGAGAGCAUAUGAAAAGCCGUUCUUGGAGGAUCGGGACGCAGCGGAGGUCGGUGAACUGACCUCCAAGUCGGCGGCUGAGCCUAUGCCACGCAAUAUCCAGGACUUCAAAGAUCAUCCUGUCUACGCACUCGAAAGACACAUUCGUCGCAAUGAAGUCAUCUCCCCGAGACGCGUUAUCGGGUACGUCGGUUUAAGCAAAACCACGUCCAAAAGUGACAAUCUGGAGCCCGUUUACCGGCGCACGGACGUGCAUCUCGUGCGUAGCGCUGAUAAAUGGUACCGUUUGGGACGGGAUGUCAAACUGGGGGAGCAGCCUCUCAAACGAGUCCCUGCGAGCCGGGGAAAGACCGGAAUGUGGAGUGACGAUGACGACGAGCCCCAAGAGACAACUCUCUACGCCGAGUUUCAAACAGAGGUCUACCAGCCGCCGCCCGUGGUUCAAGGGAGGAUCCCCAAGAAUGCGUAUGGCAAUUUGGAUAUCUACGUCCCCAGCAUGGUUCCACCCGGUGCGGUCCAUAUCCAACGACCGGAGGCAGUUCGAGCAGCCCGCAUCCUUGGCAUUGACUAUGCAGAGGCUGUGACGGGAUUCGACUUCAAAGGGCGGCGUGGCACUGCCAUUUUUAGAGGAAUCAUCAUUGCUCUUGAAUACCAGGAGGCCCUCGAAGAAGUCUUGAGAAGCCUUGAAGACGAACGGCGCCUAGCCGCCCUCGAAGCCCGGUCUGUGGAAGCUCUACGGUUCUGGCGACUGUUCCUCACUAAGCUCCGCAUUGCAGAGAGGGUCAAGAGCUACGCGGGCGAGGACGAAGAACUGGCGGAAGAAUUGGAGUCGGAGCUGGUGGAGAAUGUGGAAGACGCUGGCGGAGGGUUUUUCCCAGAACCCCAUCAGCCGACGAAAAGUCCACCACCACAACUGCCCAAGGGAGGAAAUCUGGCCACGAGCACUCUUUCCUCUGGUGAUACAGAAGCCAGUCUUCCCUUUGCUCCCCAGGACGAUGAAGCCCUAGGCGGAGGAUUCAUCCCUGAUGAACCGGUGGAUGACGCGCCAGCUGCAGAGCCAGCUGUCCUUGUCGCCAAUGCAAACCCAAGUCCGCACAACAACAGGACCCAAACCUCGAGUGAGUCUCGGUACCGCUUGGUUGUGGUGCCACAUCACAAGCCGAGCACAGAACAACAACCUCAACCAAGUACGCCAGAACCAACAGCACCCGCAGAACCCCCGGGAUCAUCUGAGAAGGUCCCUAUUGCAGUAGACUCAUCCACGAAUGGUGAUUCCAAAUCUGUCAGCGUAGAUCCCAUCUCGCGACCCGUGUCUCCCCAGGCGCAUGCCCCGGUCCCGGAUUCCGACAGCGAGAUAGAGAAAGGCUCGCUGCUGUCCGAGGACCCCGAGGAUGAAGAUGCGAUUCCCGAGUGGCUGAUGUCAGACUAG